Molecule: messenger RNA, 1612 nt
Organism: Dreissena polymorpha
Lineage: Eukaryota; Metazoa; Mollusca; Bivalvia; Myida; Dreissenidae
Exons: 5
Coding region: 140-682 (180 amino acids)
Source: RefSeq, a predicted model, not a curated record
AGAACUAGAAAAGCUGAUAAAGAAAAAAACAGAAACUGAGUUUUGGGAUGGCCUAAAACUAUUGUGUCUUAACUCCGAGAAUGGAAAAACGAAGACCAAUGAUGAUGGCAAGACGAAUCCCACUAAUGAUGGCAGGACGAUGACCACUGACGUUGGCAAGACGACGCCGACUGACGAAGGACACAACACAAUGAAAGAUCAGCUAAAUGAGUUAAGAAACACAUGGUUGAUGAUUUUCGCUGUGUCAAACACGAUCUGGCUUGCCUUGAUCUUCACCCUUGCCAACAAAGGUCAGCUGUUCAGUGUAUUUGGAAGCAACCCUGCCGGUCUUUUUGUGCUUGUGCUGUUCAGCUUGGUAGUUGCCAUUCAGUUUUUGGCCAUGCUGGUUCAUAGACUGGUCACUUUCACCCACUUUCUGGCUCGGGCGCCGUACUCCUUUAAGGAGAGAAAAGAUGACAAUAGCAAUCAAGCUAGAAAUGCAUCUGUCCCAAAGGUAGUGAACGAAGCCUCUGCUAGAGAUAAACCAAAUGACGAUAAAAACGUUAAACCAGCUCAAAACUACAAGAAAAACGCGAUCAAACAAGCCUGGCAUACUCUUGUGCAGUUUGUUUGCUCUGUCGAAAAAGGCACCAACACGGAGGAAACAAAACCCAUCGUGAAAGGGGAAAAUGAAAGUCCAUAAGUAAAGUGUUCCAAACAAUUGUUCAUACUCUUUGGACGAGAAUGUUUGUAUUGCAAGUUAAUAGACAACCGGUUUUGCCACGUGUAAUAAUAACAUUUACACUUACUAUGAAGGUUAUAUUUUGAAGGGUAUAUAUGAUAACGUGCGCGGUCCUGACGUCUGCGACGAUAUGUUACCUUCUCGUGAAUACUUUAGCUAAUUGAUGCAUAUGUUGCCUAUUUCUACAAUACAUGUACAAUUUUGUACAAUUUCCGCAUGGCGUGGAUAUUUUUAUGUCAGCAAUAUAUGCAGUUGAAUUUAUUUUUGUAUUUUGUAUCCGUAAUUUUAUAUUGAUUAACACAUGAAGUGGUUGUUUUAUGGUCACAAUUUUAAUUCUGUUAAAGAAAACAUCUGUGUUUUACUUAAAUUGUCCUGUUAUGUCUGUUAAAGUCUAGUUGGUUAAUGCAAAUGCCAACAUUAUGCAUUAUUAUUUAUAUCGAUGUUGAUGCCUUUGCUUACUAGAAUAAUGACUGUGAUAUAUAGACAUGAGCCGGAAGCUUCACGAUGUACCGUAAUUUAGUAUAUACCUGUUUAAUGCUUUUAACAAAAUACAGGUUGUAUCAAUCGUUGAAAUAAAAAAUCCCGUAUUUCGCUACUCGCCCAAUUCCGUAUUACCAUACUAGCCGGACUACUUCGACCCAUUUAAUGACGUCAUUAAUUACACGCACCGAAAAUAGAAAUAUUUUAUAUUACAUAAUAUAUUACGUAGUACAUCGUCUGACGUCAUUUCUGUGACAAAUCACAAUAGUUUUAUCUAAACUCUGUAAGGACAUGUCAGACGUGGUGUUUUUUUAACAGUAAACUAUGUGUUAAAAACGUAUUUUGGAGUGUGUGUUUAUCAUGCAUAAAUGUAUAUUUCGAUAGGAAUGCAAUAAAAUAGUGUGGUUUAAA